AUGGAGGCAGCGGCGCGGAGGCGACAGCAUCCGGGAGCGGCGGGCAGCGCGAGCGCGCAGCCGGGCGCCUCCUUCCCGCAGGCCAGGCACAGCGCCGCCAAGGCUGAUGAAGCUGCAAGCACAGCUCCCUUUCACCUUGACCUCUGGUUCUACUUCACCCUGCAGAACUGGGUUCUAGACUUUGGCCGCCCCAUUGCCAUGCUGGUGUUCCCUCUCGAAUGGUUCCCACUCAACAAGCCCAGCGUGGGGGACUACUUCCACAUGGCCUACAACGUCGUCACGCCCUUCCUCCUGCUCAAGCUCAUCGAGCGGUCCCCUCGAACCCUGCCGCGCUCCAUGAUCUACAUCAGCAUCAUCACCUUCGUCAUGGGCGCCAGCAUCCACCUGGUGGGCGACUCCGUGAACCACCGUUUGCUCUUCAGUGGCUACCAGCACCACCUGUCUGUCCGGGAGAAUCCCAUCAUCAAGAAUCUCAAGCCAGAGACGCUGAUCGACUCCUUCGAGCUGCUCUACUACUACGACGAGUACCUGGGCCACUCCAUGUGGUACAUCCCCUUCUUCCUCAUCCUGUUCAUGUACUUCAGCGGUUGUUUCACUCCCAUCAAAGCCGAGAGUUCGAUGCCAGGGGUGGCCCUGCUCCUGGUGAUGCCCAGUGGCCUAUACUAUUGGUACCUGGUCACCGAGGGCCAGAUCUUCAUCCUCUUCACCUUCACCUUCUUCGCCAUGUUGGCCCUUGUCCUGCACCAGAAGCGCAAGCACCUCUUCCUGGACAGCAAUGGCCUCUUCCUCUUCUGCUCCUUCGCCCUCACCCUCCUGCUUGUGGCGCUGUGGGUUGGCUGGCUGUGGGAUGACGCGGUGCUCAGGAAGAAGUACCCGGGUGUCAUCUACGUCCCUGAGCCCUGGGCCUUCUACACCCUGCACGUCAGCGGCCGACGCUGAGGCCCUGGCACCAGGCGCCGGCGCCCUGCCUGG
This is a messenger RNA of Odobenus rosmarus divergens (Pacific walrus), 972 nucleotides long. It is a transcript of the gene CLN6, whose product is annotated as ceroid-lipofuscinosis, neuronal 6, late infantile, variant. The transcript has 7 exons. NCBI's taxonomy places the organism in Eukaryota, Metazoa, Chordata, Mammalia, Carnivora, Odobenidae. Bases 1 to 939 code for a protein of 312 amino acids. The record is from RefSeq and is a predicted model, not a curated record.